AUGUCCCAACAACCACAACUCCCAUCAUCCUACGAGGAUAAUAACAUUGCUACUUCAACUUCUAAUGAUAAAGUUACGAAUUUAGAAUUGACUCAUGAAAAGAUUAUCAUUAUUGAUUUCGGAUCACAAUAUACACAACUCAUUGGUCGUAAAGUUCGUGAAUUGAAUGUUUAUUGUGAGAUUUAUCCAUACGAUAAAUUCAAUGAAAAUACAUUGAAGGUGAGUAGUGGUGGUGAGAAUGCAGAACAAGAUGGAUGGUCAUUUGUGAGAGGUGUUAUUCUAUCUGGAUCUCAUCAUUCAGUUCAUGAUGAACAUUCACCACGUGUCAAUGAACAAGUUUGGAAUGAAAUUCAUAAGAGACAAAUUCCAAUUCUUGGUAUUUGUUUUGGUGCUCAAAUGUUAGCUCACUUGUAUGGAGAACAAGUUGUUUCAAGUGUUAUUAGAGAAUAUGGACGUGCUCAUAUUCAAUUGACCUCAAAUAAUGAAGAUACAAUUCUUAGUCAAUUGAGUGGUGAUUCACAAGUUUGGAUGUCGCAUGGUGAUUCAAUUCUUAUUAAGGAAGAAGGUUCUCAAUUGGAAAUUAUUGCAAAAUCUGAUAGUAUUCCAGUUGCUGCUUUCAAAGUUAAGGGAAAGAAGAUUUUUGGUGUUCAAUUCCAUCCAGAGGUUCAUCACUCACAUUGUGGAAAGUUGAUUCUCUCCAAUUUCUUGAAACUUGCUGGAUGCUCUUGUACUUGGACUCCUUCUCAUUUCAUUGACGAAACUGUAAAGAAUUUGAAACAAACUAUUGGAGAAAGUGAUCACGUUGUUAUGGCAUUGAGUGGAGGUGUUGACAGUAGUGUUGCUGCCGUUCUCUUACAAAAGGCUAUUGGAGACAGAUUACAUUGUAUUUUUGUAGAUAAUGGAUUAUUGAGAUUGAAUGAAUUUGAACAAGUAUUGGAAACUUAUAGAGAUAGUUUACAUUUGAAUGUUAAGGGAGUUGAAGUAUCUACACUCUUCUAUGAUGCAUUGAAGGGAGAAUCUGAUCCAGAAAAGAAACGUAAAAUUAUUGGAGCCAAAUUUAUUGAAGUAUUCGAAAAGGAAGCUCAACAAAUUUCCAAUGUCAAACACUUGGGUCAAGGAACUAUUUAUCCAGAUGUUGUCGAGUCAAUUGGUGGAGCAACUAUCAAGAGUCACCACAAUGUUGGUGGUCUUCCAGAAAAGAUGCACAUGAAAGUGGUUGAGCCAUUGAGAUUACUUUUCAAGGAUGAAGUCAGAAGAGUUGGUAAGGAAUUAGGAAUUCCAGAUAACAUCUUACUUCGUCAUCCAUUCCCUGGUCCUGGACUUGGUAUUAGAAUUUUAGGCGAUAUCACUGCAGAGAAGGUUGAAUUAUUACAAAAGGUUGAUGCCAUCUAUGUUAAUUCAUUGAAGGAAGAAGGAUUGUAUAAUCAAAUCUGGCAAGCUGGUGCUAUCUUGUUGCCAAUUCAUUCGGUUGGUGUUCAAGGGGAUGGCAGAACUUAUGAGAAGGUUGUUGCUUUGAGAGCUGUUACUUCUGUUGAUGGUAUGACUGCAGAUAUUUUCCAUUUCCCUUGGGAAUUCCUUGGAAAGGUUUCGAAUAAGAUCAUUAAUCAAGUUAAGGGUGUGAAUAGAGUUGUCUAUGAUAUUAGUACUAAACCACCUUCAACUAUUGAAUGGGAAUAA
Naegleria gruberi is the source of this 1677-nucleotide messenger RNA. Its product is annotated as glutamine amidotransferase. The transcript has a single exon. Gene Ontology annotation, cellular component: cytosol. The coding region runs from base 1 to 1677 and encodes 558 amino acids. Gene Ontology annotation, molecular function: ATP binding; GMP synthase activity; GMP synthase (glutamine-hydrolyzing) activity. Gene Ontology annotation, biological process: GMP biosynthetic process. The record is from RefSeq and is a predicted model, not a curated record. Lineage: Eukaryota; Heterolobosea; Eutetramitea; Acrasida; Naegleriidae.